UCUUCACUUUUAUUUCUUUGGUGACUCUAGGGAGUUGCUAUUCUCUCCCUCUCCAAUGGCACUGCAGUUUGUGCAGUCGUAUUACUGAUCCAGGUCAGGAACUGAUUCAGCUGAGAAAUAUUUUUCUUUUCCUGUGUUCUUUUUCAUCCUGCUCACUCUGCAGUCUGGUUCCGCCUGUGACUGAAAGCUAUGGCAUGGGACAGAGUGAAAGCCAAGGCAAUGGGAGGAGGCACCUGACAGCAGUACCUGAUUUAUGCCAUAGAGGGUGAAGCACAACUACUUUGGUUUUAGUAGAACAUCUUACCUAGUAGCAGAAUGCUGUUCUGAUGACGAACAAGAAACCAACUCAAGCAUCUAUUACAAAGGUGAAGCAAUUUGAAGGCUCCACAUCGUUUGUCAGGAGAACACAGUGGAUGCUCGAGCAGCUUCGCCAGGUCAAUGGCAUAGACCCUAAUCGGGAUUCCCCAGAAUUUGAUUUACUAUUUGAAAAUGCGUUUGACCAAUGGGUAGCAAACACAGCUUCAGAAAAAUGCACGUUCUUUCAGGUUCUACAUCACACUUGUCAGCGAUAUCUUACAGACAAGAAGCCAGAAUUUAUCAACUGCCAGUCUAAAAUUAUGGGAGGAAACAGCAUACUUCAUUCAGCAGCAGACAGUGUGACAAGUGCAGUACAGAAGGCAAGUCAGGCCUUGAAUGAGCGUGGUGAAAGGCUAGGUCGUGCAGAAGAAAAGACAGAAGAGCUGAAAAACAGUGCUCAGCAGUUCGCAGAAACUGCACAUAAGCUUGCCAUGAAGCACAAAUGCUGAGAUACUGCCCAAAGCUGAAAUCUUCUCAAGAGAAGCUGAAAAGGCUACGAUCAGCAACUUUUACAGGAGAUUCAGUCUUCUGUGUGCUUUUUCCUUCCCGUUCAGUGGAGAUGCGUUCUUUCAGUUUCUGUGCAGGAAAAAGUGUUGCGUUUCUACUUUUCUGACUUCCUUUUGUUCCUCUUUUUUAAUAUUGCUACACAGUCCUGCGGUACUUCCUACCUGUAUUUCAGUUGUUACAGGAGUGAAAGUAGACAUUGAAAAGGACCAAAUGACAAGCUGAUCAGGAUUAAAAUAGUAAUAUUCUUUCAUGGUUGUACAAAAAAAAAAGAUUGAACUGAUUGUGGACAUGUGUGUGGAAAUAAAAUCCAAAGAAGGGGUAUAAUUUUCUUCAUUUAAUGUAGCAUCAGCAGAAUGUGAAUGAAUGUUAGAAUUAAACAUCUGGGGUUGUAGCUAUAGUGGAGGACAAACUGCUUUGUCCUGGGAAACAGAAAACAAUUGUUUCUUCUAAUGUAGGAAAGUGUUGCAUGUGCACCAGCAUUCAGAAAUGCAUAUCUGAAUUUCAUUCAUAUCAGCAUUUUACAUAUUCCUGUGUUCACUUUCAGACUGAUUAUUUGAAGAGUAUACUGAAACCUAGAGAAUGUAUGCUUGAGGUUUCAAAAUAGAGGAAAAAAGUAAUUUUUACAUCUAUACGCACAUAGCUGUGCCUCAAACACAAUCUAUAAUUUAGCAGUCUUGAUAUAAAAUAGCAUUUCUUUAUACCUGUGAUUGUGUGGCUAAAGGCCCAUUAAAAUGAGAAUGCAAAGGCCUGGGAAGAUGAGAGUGCACUAUUUUCAAGACAUCUGUUUUUCAUAAAUUCUCCAGUUUUUGGAACACUUCAAAAAUGUGUCAGAUUUUAAUGACUUGUGUGAUAGCAAGUUGUCUGAUUUUUAAUAUAGAGGCUUUCAAAAAAGCAUGUCUUGGUACAUUAGAAUCAACUUCUAGUUUGAGUCUCAGCUUUCAAUGUUAUCACUGGAAGGAUGAUUCUACUUCAUCUGUAUUCAUUAUAUACAAUAUAUGCACUGUAUUUCUCUUACAAAAAUAAGUAGGUUACCUUUUUCCUUCACAGCUGUUUCCUUAACAUUUUUAAGAUGGUCUAAUGUGCUUCAAGAAUGAAAAGGAAAAAAAAAAGAGAAAAAGAUGUUGCUUUUUUUCUUUUUUUAAACCAGUAAGCUAGAAAAUAAAUCCUUGCAGAAGGUACAACCUUCAUCUUCUGAAAAUCCCUGCUCUUCAUUUUUGCCCUCAUCUUACCAGAGAAAAGCUGGCAUUAUGUGAAUGUACUGUAUUCAUUGCAGAAUAUGAUUUUUGCAUUAUUAAUGACAUAACACUCUAAAAUCCUCAGAGCAGUGCUUGCAAGAGAGAUAAAAACUACUGUAGUAAUUGAGAAUAUUUUACUUACUGCAAGCUGAAAUAACUGAAAAUUUCAUGGAAAUGCCCAUUUCAUAAAAAGAUGCUUGCCUUUAGGAAAGUAUUCUCAUUUGAACUAAGGACACUGUCUAGUUAGCUAAUUGCAUUCCAACUUAACAUCUGUUUUGUGGUUUUUUUUUUUUUUCCUGUAAUUUAAACAGUUUUGUAUGAAGCUUUUUAUUUAAUAUCACACAGGGGGUUGAGAGAAUGGGUCAUUUGUGUAGUACCAUAGGAUCAUUUAGCUCUAUUUGGCACUAGCUCCAACAGUUACCAAAUCUAGCACCUACUGAAAGGGAAUUUGACCACUUUGGUUAUAAAUCAGAAGAGGUUCAUUAACAACACAAGUUCUGAACAGUAUGUUGAGCUAUGUGUAAGUAAUGCUUGUCCUGGAAAUGUCUGAAUGCUACUGUAAUGACUGGCUAUUUCUGCAGUUAACCAGGAAAAAAGUAUCUGUUUUUUAAACAGAAAUUAAACUUCUGCUAGAUACAAAAUUUUAGGCUAUUUUUUUUUAACAUGGAUUAUAAAUCAGUCAGGGAGUACAUUUAUGACCAUAUAGCUAUCUUCUUGUCAUAUUUUCCAUUCUUUUAAAACUAUAUUCUGCUGCUAAGCUCACAAGUCUUUCUCUCGAGAGAAGGUGCUGUAAUCAAGCCAGUCCUCUAAGCUUGCAAAUAAUUAGAAGAAAUGUCUAAAACCCAGGUCAGAUAAACCUGAAAAUAAUUAGUUGUCUAAAUUUAGAUAAAAAGGCAUAUAUUUUUGAGUGUUUACAUAAAUAUCAGCUGGACAGGACAAGAUCAUAAUUGCAUUGCCAAGUUCCAGACCUCUUGUGAGCUGAACUGUACUAAAACAUUGGUUUAGUACCACCUGAGUUUUUCAGCAUUUUGGGUUUUUUCAUAUCUUCCAGUUAAGUGUAUUGUUUUUAUCAUAACUCAGGACUUUAAUCCAACCAUCAAAAGCCAUUUACUAUGGGAACUUUAGGUAACCUAAGUCUUCUGAAUGAAGGAGAAGUGGUUUGCCUGUUUACUCUGUUGUUUCUGUUCAUUAAACUACAAGGUUUGGUAGGUUUUAGGAAAAAGAAUCAAGGUGUAUAAAUGUUUAUCCAAAGGUAAAUCUUAGAGCAUUGCAGUUUCCUUCUGGAACUUAGCUUGUAGUGUAUAGAACCUAGUAUUAUUAGAUAGUCAUGUACAUAAUAUAUACUAUGAUUCAGGUUAAUGUUUCAUAUGAAAGAAUGUAUUUGUAAAUUGUAACAAUAUUAAUAGUUUCUUUAUCUUUUUAAAGUUCUGAACAGAAUAAAAAUAAUGUAUUGUUAGACUUGACUGCUGUACUGCAAACUUUGUCUUUAAAGGUUACUUUUGUGUCUAGCAAAAGUUGUGUAUUAUGUGAAAUAUUAACAAAAACGUGCGCUCUUAAAACCAAUCUUAAAGGUAGGUAGGUUUUGCCAUGAUUUGCCAGAAUUGUAAUAUUUGCUGAUAUCUAUUGUAAACAAUUCCUUGGAAGUUCUCAAAGAUGUAGAAAUUAUUUUGUGCCAUUCUGGGGAGAGAAAAAAUAAAAGUGGGACCUGCUCUCUUGACUCACUACUGGAAACCCUGAUUUUUGUCAUUAAAUACUUUACUGUGAUGAAAA
Molecule: messenger RNA, 3869 nt
Organism: Vidua macroura (Pin-tailed whydah)
Lineage: Eukaryota; Metazoa; Chordata; Aves; Passeriformes; Viduidae
Gene: STXBP6
Product: syntaxin binding protein 6
Exons: 6
Coding region: 327-806 (159 amino acids)
Biological process (GO): exocytosis; Golgi to plasma membrane transport; regulation of SNARE complex assembly
Cellular component (GO): plasma membrane; exocyst
Molecular function (GO): phosphatidylinositol-4,5-bisphosphate binding
Source: RefSeq, a predicted model, not a curated record